Messenger RNA from Suillus paluster, 1476 nucleotides. RefSeq lists its product as uncharacterized. Lineage: Eukaryota; Fungi; Basidiomycota; Agaricomycetes; Boletales; Suillaceae. The transcript has 12 exons. The record is from RefSeq and is a predicted model, not a curated record. Bases 1 to 1476 code for a protein of 491 amino acids.
AUGAAACGUAAAAAAAAACUACAGGAUGUGGUUAUGCUCAGAGGCCCAGAACUGGUCACCGUCGAACUUCAUGACGACGUGCAAAUGCGAAACGGCAUGCAGCUACGCACCACAGGUAGUGUUGCCGUCGAAGCGAAGCGACUUCGAGCCCUUUAUGCGCCUCCUGUCUCUAUCAAUAUUUACAGUCCGCCCACUCUACAAGAAGAGCAAUUGCAACGGGAUUUAGAGGAAAAGAGGACAGAUACUGUACGAGAACUGCAGCACUGCGAAGAAGCAGCACUUCUUGGUGCUGAAUGCACAGCUGAUGUUCGGUUUAGGACGAGUCUCUCGCAAGAUAUCCGCCUCGCUAACUUCAACGACCUCGAAGUCAGGGCGGCAGCCGAUGAAACUGGGUGGGAAAUAGGGAAGCGGCACCAUAAUUCGGACGACCUUCUUCAAGAGUUGUGGUUCAUGGAACCUUUGGAGUUUGUAGUACGGGUUGACCACCAAUAUGGAUGGUACGGAGUUGUCAGAGGCUUGAAAAAACCGACGAACAUACUGUCUCGUGCCAGUCCUGCUGUAAGAUUUGCCAAUAUUAGUGCCACGCAUGACACCAGUACUAGUGUUGUCAUCGUUGAGCAGCAGGUGUCCCGUGAACAUUUCAACGAUCAGCAGAAUGCUGAGAGGCGUGGGAACUGGGAAGGGAGGAAUUGGAUAGAAUUCCUUUUUCUGGUAUCCCACCAACGUACUGCUGCCAGCAGCCACUGGGAGUCCGAGGAGGUUUGUGAUGCGCUUCCCCGCUAUCCCAUCUACGCCUUUAAUGCAUAUUCUUGCACCCUCUCGGUGCUCUUUGGCAUGCAAAAACCUUAUAUACUCUUUGCACCUGUGCUGCGCCCUCUCGCACCUCGCACUGUCUUGACACAAUUCGCACUCUCCCAGCACCAUUUGCCCCCUCUUGCUGCAUCCGAGCCCUCUUGUAACUUCACGCAAACCAAAAUACAUUACAUGCCCAGUAUAGUCGGCGAGCGCUGUGACCGCCAAUGUCGAGCGCUCUGCCAGUGGAUUAUUGAUUGUCCGAGUCUCGUUAGCGUCAUGAGAAAGAAGGACCCUCCACCCCCUCCUAUUCCCGAUGUCCACUGUACUGUGUAUUAUAAAAUCUGCGUCUGCGCAAACUGGGGGGUUGUAAGCACAGAUAAGCAUAAACCUAUUUAUGCUGAUUAUGGGAACUCAGGGGAACCAACGAAAAACGCGCUAGUGUGCAAAGCGACGUCCAAGUUGUAUCAAUCACUUUGUUCCAAGUCUGUCCUCUUGCUCGCGUUCUCCUUCUCGCAGUCCCACUUUAUCUUCAACCUCACCAACACCAGCCAGUGGAGGAAUGUCAUGACAUUGUCAUGGACCACUCACGUUACUCUGAAUUUAUCCCACGGCUACAACACCAAGGAUCAUCAAUUCAUUGGUGGUACCGCCGUGACGCUCUCGCAGCCGUUCGCCGUGUAG